Fusarium keratoplasticum is the source of this 1572-nucleotide messenger RNA. RefSeq lists its product as uncharacterized. Bases 1 to 1572 code for a protein of 523 amino acids. The record is from RefSeq and is a predicted model, not a curated record. Gene Ontology annotation, molecular function: monooxygenase activity; heme binding; iron ion binding. Lineage: Eukaryota; Fungi; Ascomycota; Sordariomycetes; Hypocreales; Nectriaceae. The transcript has 3 exons.
AUGUACUCGCUCUGGAUCUUGGCGGCGGCCGUCGUCAUCUGGCGACUUCAUACCGUCUUUAGCCACCUCUCCAAGGUUCCAAAGCAAGUCCCUUGGGCGUACAGAUCUAAGUUUACACCGUAUCUAUUCUCCCAGCUCGAUGGCAUUCUUAAUACCCCGCCAGCUAUUAACAAGGGUUAUCAAAAGUACAGCAAGAAUGGCACACUCUGUGCCAUCACUUUACCUUUCAGUCGACCUGAGAUCCUCAUUCCUCGCAACCUCAUACGAUGGGCGACUUCUCAACCGGACAAGGUGUUGAGUCCGACCCCCAUUCAGCAUGAAAUUGUUGCCGCCAAAUAUGCCUUUCUCAACUCGUCCGUUGGGAAGGACUUUGCCGUCUACGACGUUCUCCGCGUUCAGAUGAACAGACAUUUGCCCAAGUUGAUUCCGCAGAUCAUGGGAGAACUGGCCUCUCAGAUCGAUGAAACGUUCGGACUGGAUACGCAGUGGAAGGAGGUGCAGGUGUUUCUUCUCGUGAGAGAGGUGAUUUCCAGGGUUACUGCUCGUCUCGUGAUGGGCAAUACACUAUGUAACGACAAGGAACUGGUUGACAAUCUGUCAAACUUCUCCAGCAGCGUCUUGCCCAGCGCUAUAGCAAUCUCCCUGUUCCCUCCCUUUAUGCACCCUUUCAUCUCCCGCCUGACUUCAGUCUUCAACCACAUCUACAUGCGCAGAGCGCUCAAGACCUUGGGACCAUACGUCAAGCAGCGAAUCGAGGCGGCCAGGAACGAUGUGGCACAAGGACCCAAGAGCCUUCCGCGGGAGGAUGUCAUGACUUGGCAUAUUGAAGAAGCUCUACGAAAGAAAGAGCCCGAAGAGGGCUUGGAAGAUCGGAUCGCCUGUCGUGCUUUUGCAACUGUGUUUGCUGCCCUGGAGUCAACUACCCUCACCAUGACACACGCACUAUUCAACCUCUGCGCGACCGAUGACCCAGAGCAGACUUGGGAGGCCCUGGCAGAAGAGGGGCGUCAAGCUUUCUCAUCAGAAGUUGACCAGGCCAGUGUCAAUAGCCUCAGACGCGCCGACAGCGCCGUUAAGGAGACUCUUCGGCUUCACACAGCCAUCAAGGCUCUCUCAGUACAAGUCAUGGCCUCUGGCGGAGUUUCACUUGACGAACAUAAUCUCAAGCUGCCCCAAGGGUCUCGCGUUAGCGUAUCAGCGUGGGGAAUACACCACGACGAAGACAUUUACCCCAAUGCUUACACCUUUGACCCAUUUCGCUUCUCACGUCCACACGAGAAUGGCACGGUUGUUGACGACAAGAAAGAGGCACAUCUAUUGGUCUCACCUAGUGAAGACUAUCUUCCAUUUGGAUUUGGAAGACACGCUUGUCCAGGCCGAUACUUUGCUGCGGUUGAGACGAAGUUGUUCUUGGCAUACAUCGCUGUUCAUUACGAUUUGAAGCAGGUGCACAAGAAGCCUGGGUUUGUCAGUCUUGGGCAUCUCCCAACACCACCUAUGAAAGGCAAGUUGAUGAUUCGAAGAAAGAGAAAUACGUCUGGGCCUUACAGGGGAGACUCGGCCAUGGUGUGA